AAGACAACCUCCACUACUGUCAACUAUGCUGAUACUCCUAACCAAGCUCCUUCUAUUCGACAACCUCCUACUUACAAUCAGAACAAACUUCUUGAAGUUCUUAUCAAAACUACUCUUGCCAUGAUUAUUGAAAUCAAUCUUGCUCUCAAAGUAGAGAUAAUUACAGAAAUAGAAGUCGGUCACAUGACAGAAACCACUAUAGAUUCGACUGAGCCUUUUCUCGAGAAUGUAGUAGAGAAAG
Molecule: messenger RNA, 241 nt
Organism: Cetraspora pellucida
Lineage: Eukaryota; Fungi; Glomeromycota; Glomeromycetes; Diversisporales; Gigasporaceae
Source: the annotation of a GenBank genome assembly